AAAUUCGCAUCCUAGAGCUGGCAAAAGUUUCGAGGGGAGCAUAGAGCAUGAAUCUGUAGUUAUUUAACAUGAAUAAAGUGUCUCCGCGGAAGAUGUUGCCUUCCUGACUGCGCGGACAGGACCCUUCGUUCCACGACAGCAUGCGGUUUCAUGUGACGCCAGAUUCCGAGAGCGACACUGUCACAUACUUCAGCAGCAAACUUCUACAGUGGGGAGAAGCGAGAGUCCUCAUUCACCGCCUAGCCUCUACUAAAGCGCAAGCACCAGAGGCUGUCAUCACCGUUGUUGGACGCGAGGACAAACAGUUUGUGAGAUUCCUGGGGCAUCACCACGAGGUAUCUAAAGUGAAGGAACGUUUGUUUCAUUAGCAGGACGUGCGGAUCGAGUGGAGAGACAUUGUGACGGCAGUAGUGACGCUUCAGUCCAGCAGCUAAUGCAGGUGGAAGAAAACUGGGACUUGGUAACCACUGGCAACGUUACCCAUGCAGACUGAAAGCAAUUCUGAUGAAAACACAGUGAUGGUUGAAAUGUAGAACAUUGGCUAUGCCUCUGAAGUAGACAUCAUUAUAUAAACCCCGAUACUGUGUCAAGUAAUUGUACGAAAAUCAAAAAUGUCCUCAGCAAGUACUGGAUCAGGAGUUGAGGAUGAUGCAGUCACCUUCUAUACACAAGCCUUCACUGACUGGGGAGUUGAAGAGGUAACGUUCACUAAACUAAUGGGUAAAAGGUCUCAGGCAUCUGCAGACGUGAGAAAAGCUGUUGGAAAGUCAGUGAAACAAUUUGUAAGCUUUCUAAUGAGACAUACAGAUUCCUUCGAAAUCAGACGCGAUCACGUUAGAAGGCUGAUCAAAGAAACCUUAACAGUUAGCAUUGAGUGCAUCGACUUCUUCCGGAAAAUGUGUCUGAUGCGCAGCGAGUCGUGCAUAGACCUGCGCCGACUGGCCGGGAGAAGGGCACAAGCUUCGCCGGAGCUGAGAGCCUAUCUUACUGACAUUCCUACCACCUGCCAGUUCAUCAAGAAACAUUCCAAGUUUUUCUCUGUCGAUGAAGAAGACGAAGUGUCUUUAGUGUCUGGGACCAAGGCUGUAGUCGCGAGCGACUUGCGUAUACAAGGCAUCCCGCCAUCGACUGCAGGAGCAGAUGCACCUUCUGUUGUGUGCUUGACUGAGUUGAUCCAGAAGGAAGGUGGAAAAGCCACCCUGCAUAAAUUAGCUCAACUUGUAUGCAAUUCCCAUAGUUCUAUUCAGACAGUCGUCGGUUGUAACGCCCAAUCAGUUCACAGUUUCCUGCUGCGAUACAAUAAAGUCUUCCUCGUAGAUCCAAAAUGGUGGGUUUCUCUGUGCUGCGCCAAUGCUGGGGUGGCAACAGCGAGCCAGUUUACAGGCAAUUCCUCUCGAGAUAUAGUUGGGGCUGCAGGAACCGUAUCAGAGUUGUUACCAACAUGCGGCUUUCUCAGUUACAAAGGUGCCUCUAAGGUAUAUUUUAACACUCAAUCUACUGAUAAAGGAAGCUCCGAGGAUCUUCUUUCCGCAUACAAAAUUGGCGAUAGGUUGUAUUUUGACGCGAUUCCCGGCGGCCCGAAAGCUACGUGUGAGUGGCGGGCGGUCAGAGUGUCGAGAGAGCCAUUGGAGCCCGCAGCGCUGACCGCCAAGUGUGCCAACAACAUAUCAGGGGAUGCCUCCAUCGACGCAAUUCUGUUGUCACUUGUCAGGAAAAGGUUGUACAUGGAUGGCUCCGUGACGCUGUGCAAAUUAGAGGAGCUAGCGAGAAGCGACGCCGUCCGCUGCAGCGGCAUCGCCGGCAAGUUGAUUUCAGUGACGGACUUUGUGAGGUCGCACUCAGAUGAAUUCCUCCUGGAGGACGAUCUAGUGAUGCCUGUUGAGGAACCGCAGCGAUUUAACGUCGUGGUGAAGCCGGCAGCAGCAGAGUCAUCCAAGGUUACAUCAAAGGCGUGGAAGCCAAGAGACGUGACACAACCUAGCUUGACCGCACAGAAGGGGAAGGUAAUUAGGCUCUUUCCACAGCUAGGCUUCGUCUCAUUUAAAAAGGGCACCGCCUUCUUUCACAAAUUCCAGUUUAUUGGAAUGCCGGCGGAUGCCGAUCUCACCAAAGAGCUGAAGAUAGACGAGGUGCUUCACCUCGACUGUACGGAGGGAAAGCCAGGGACCAAAGCCAAGUGGGCGGCCACCAGCAUAUGGCGUCCUGGUAGUCGGGAGCGAGAUGCUCGCUCGGCUGCUGGCAGCGUGUACAGCAGCAGCGACGGCGAUUCCGCGCGGUGCAGAGACAGUGCCGUCACGCUGGUGAAUCACUCCGGCACCGUCACACAGACGAGGACGACGAGCGACUCGACCUUCCUGAGCUGCGACGCGGGGCUCGUGUACGUGCACUUGUCGCUGUUGCCGACACUGGCCGUACGCGUCGGUCAGAAGGUGUGCUUCGACGCGAAACUGGGUAAACCCGGUGUGGCUGCGACGUGGGUCGCGGUGAGGGCCUGGUUACCGGAAGACACAGAGGAACAGGAAGAUAUGGAGGAGCAGGAAGACACGGAGAAGCAGGAGGACGAGGAGUUAACGCAGGAUUGGCUGGACGAGAUCAACAAUGAACUAGAGGUUGACAAUGCCGAUCAGUGUGACGGGGAGGAAGAGGAGGAGGUAGAGGCAGAGGCUGAGGAGGAGGAAGAGGAGGAGGUAGAGGCUGAGGAGGAGGAAGAGGAGGAGGACGAGGAGUUAACGCAGGAUUGGCUGGACGAGAUCAACAAUGAACUAGAAUUUGACAAUGCCGAUCAGUGUGACGGGGAGGAAGAGGAGGAGGUAGAGGAGGGAGAGGCUGAGGAGGAGGAAGAUAAAGAAAAGGAGGAAGAGAAGGAGGAGGCUGAGCCUGGAUUCUCGUCCUGCAUUUACACGGGCACCACGGGUGACGUCCCUGAGUCUUUGAUCAGCGCUGCCUCAGUGUUGAGACAGGUACCGGUGCAAUCGUGCGCCGGCGCAGCGGACGGUGUGUCCGACCAGGACGUGCGUGACAUCAUGGCGGCCCGGCGAGAGCUGGACAGGUGCUUGCGUGUGUUGGACGAUGCCAUGACGACGAUGCAGACGGAGAGCGGAGCGGGUGUUUCUGCAGCCGCAGGCAGCGGCGGUGACUGCGAUGCCGGUGAGGGAGAGCAGGCGCUAAGCAACAACUACUUCAACAAGGAGAGUCUGCAUCCACGAGCGAACUGCGACACGCUGAGGCGCCAUCUCCCCAACAAUGAGAUCCUCUACUUCGAUGCCAAGCUGGCACCACCAGGUAGCGCCACGCGCUGGAUAGCUUCCAGGGUAUGGCGUCAGGAUGACGGCAUCACGCCUGUGGGCGAUGUUUGUGUCGACGAGUUUAAUACUCGCGAACAGGUAGAUUGUAAAGUCGGGGGUCGUCCCAUGAGCGAUGCUGAGCUGUCUGGCAGUAGUGACACAUGCGUGCUACAUCGCUCGUGUGUGUCAGCUAGCGUGAAGCGGAUGGUAAGCACUGCUAGUCAGACUGUGUCUACCGGAGAUAUUCAUUGUUUAAAGGUUUACCUAGAAGAGCACGGCAACGUGUCGUAAUGCUGUGAUUGGUCGCGUCCUUUUGAAGGGGCGGGGUUACACAUGAAGUACAGUAUUAUUCUGUGUGAUUUCUGGAGAAAGUGAUGCAAAUGUAGUUUUUGAAAAGGUGUUUAUUUUGCGUAUGUUUUGUUUUUUUGUUUAUCUGCUGCUGCGACGUGUACUUUGUUCAUCGUGCGCACACUAACAAGCAUCAGGUGUUAAAUCCCUGCACUUGUGUGUGCUCAAACAUUUAUUUUAUUUGGCCGUUUGCAUAUCCCAACUUGGAUAUAUCUUAUAUAAUAAAGUUGUUCAGCCGAA
Messenger RNA from Priapulus caudatus, 3872 nucleotides. RefSeq lists its product as uncharacterized. The record is from RefSeq and is a predicted model, not a curated record. The transcript has 4 exons. Lineage: Eukaryota; Metazoa; Priapulida; Priapulimorpha; Priapulimorphida; Priapulidae. Bases 612 to 3575 code for a protein of 987 amino acids.